GCAAACGCAGGAUGCGGCUGACGUGCAUUCUCGUAUUAGAAAUCUGGACCUCAGAAUUCAGAAUUCCAGUAUAUUAUUCCGCUUCUAUACCAAUUGUAUGCGGACUUUGAGCUUGUUUUAUCUUGAAGAUCACAAAAAGGCGAAAUCUUUGGAAUCAAUUGUGGCGGAUUAGACGUAUGAGCUCCAAAUAUGGCAGAUGAAUCCCAAGAUGCAUCCUUCACAUCAUUUUGGCACCGAUCUGUUGAUAAGAUCUCAUCCCAGAAGGUUAAAUUUAUGCCAAAUAUCACGAGACUUAAGACUUUCAAGGAUGCGAAUAGCGAAGCAAAAUCUGGUACAGCUCAAAAACAGCAUAGACGAGCUCAAGUUCGACGAGCUCAAAUAGAACAUCGACAGCGAAAAGAGAACUACGUCAAGCAUCUUGAGGAAGAUUUGAUACGUCUUAGGGGGAUGAUUACUACAACAGAAGCUGAAAGUUCGGCCUUGAUGAAAGAAAAUAUAGCGAUAGAAUCGACGCUAGCAGCUUCAGGUAUUAAGAAUCUGUCUGAUUUGAAAUCACGAGUUGGAAAGAUAUCUGGCGACCAAGCAAUCGAUUUGCUUCCUCCACAAGAAUACGAACCACUCCGCGACCUUACUACCUCCAAUGCAACCCAAGAGAUAAGGCCUACCAUUAGAACCGUCGACUACGAGUCAGAAAAUGAUAGACUUUCCAGCUAUAUCAGUGGUAUGCUUACUCAGGACAGUGAGCCGCUCACUAGUUACUUCUCCGACAAUCACAAUGUACCAUACUCAAGUAAUUCAUCUGGUUCUCAUAUCAGUAUUCAAUUCGAUGAGUUCCUAAAUGCAUCUUGCCUUUAUAUUAGCGAUUCAUCCGAAAAUUCUACCAAAGACCAUGGGGCAAUUGAUCUUUCCAAACCUCUUCCACCACUUCCCGGCCAAAUAUUGCUACCUGGAAAUGCAGUACAGAAACCAUUACCUGACAUAUCGCUUGUAGCGAUCAGUUUCAUUCUGGCUCUCGAACACCCUUGUCGCACCCACUUUCACCAUAUACCAGAUACUCCUCUCCCUCUCGAUCCCGCCGGGGAUCCAUCCGGUCACGAGCUCAUGGCCUCAACACAUAUCUUCGCUCAAGCACCGCUUGAAGCAUUUAAUGAAUCAACUUCCGAAGUUUCGUGGUUUUCUUCUUCUGUUUCUUUGGCUCAGCUAUAUGCCAUGUCGCAGUCGCUACCUGUUUCAGACUUUGAGAUUACUCCUGUCCAGGCUUGGUUUAUGAUAGCCGAGAAAUAUCAUAGUGAUAUUGAGAAGGUAGUUGAAACACAAAAUAUGAAUAAUCUAAAGAGAGGUCUGGGUAGUCUAUCUCGCUGUUACCAGUUUGGGGCUGUGAUGGCCGUUGACAGCUUUUGGGAGGUAGUGGAUAACGUUAUGACACAAAAGUGGACUUGA
Botrytis byssoidea is the source of this 1440-nucleotide messenger RNA. RefSeq lists its product as uncharacterized. Gene Ontology annotation, cellular component: RNA polymerase II transcription regulator complex. Gene Ontology annotation, molecular function: DNA-binding transcription activator activity, RNA polymerase II-specific; transcription cis-regulatory region binding. Lineage: Eukaryota; Fungi; Ascomycota; Leotiomycetes; Helotiales; Sclerotiniaceae. The record is from RefSeq and is a predicted model, not a curated record. The transcript is spliced from 5 exons. Bases 190 to 1440 code for a protein of 416 amino acids.